GUGACGCUGGUGUUAGGUGGGACUUUAUUGGAGCAACAAUGACGUCUGUAGAAACGCGGGACCCUUGAUACACACACAUACACACACCGCAGCGAAGUUAGGCAAAAGACGUACUGUACAAGGAUCCUCCGAUGCUCAAACCGGGUACUUGGAUCUUGCUUUUUGUACGGACCGGACGAGCUUAUCUGUAUCAUCCCCCUUCCACGUGCGAGUCUAGGAGUCGAAUAAUCGGAUGUCGCGGAGCUCUAACAAUUUUCUUCUCCACCACCACUUCCACCACCCACCAUCUGCGUGGAAUUUCGUCAUCGUCAGAUGUCAAGCUUCAGUCUUAUGAAUCUGUAUCUAGCUAUACACAGAUUUGUGCACCACAGGAUCCACUCCAUAACAACAACCUCAAUUCAUACAUGUGACGUCACCUCUUAGUACCUUCCCACGCGCAUCUCUCCCG
Messenger RNA from Dothidotthia symphoricarpi CBS 119687, 448 nucleotides. RefSeq lists its product as uncharacterized. The record is from RefSeq and is a predicted model, not a curated record. NCBI's taxonomy places the organism in Eukaryota, Fungi, Ascomycota, Dothideomycetes, Pleosporales, Dothidotthiaceae. Bases 132 to 410 code for a protein of 92 amino acids. The transcript has a single exon.